AUGCCGGCUUUUGGCAACUUCGGCUCUCAACAACCCUCCGCGUCCAUGCUGUUCGAGAAGUCGAAUCCUGGUAUCCGUAGGUCUACACCUGAUUCAGAGGCGCUGGCGUCCUCCGACGACGAAGGUGAUCCUAACCGGACCGCAGCGCAGGCUCCUAAGGUUCAAAAGCCUACUCGUCGCACUUCGUGGCUUAACGACGUUCCCACUGCGAAUGCAACUCUCAACCGCAAGACUUCAGGGAGCAUGCCUUACAGUCCGACCGCGUCCAAUCCAGGAACACCUGCAAGUGAACAGCCGACUUGGAUGUCAAUGAGUGGAUCAUCUGCGACCGGCUGGAAUGCGGGAUCCGGAUCUGGUCCAUGGGGCAGCAUCUGGAGCAGCCAAGAUGCGCGAAAGGAACCUUCUCGUUUGCAGGAAGUAAUGUCGAGUAAUCAAGAAGGCGGCCUUCCAUUCGCCAUCCCACUUCAGCCCACGCCUAAAACAUAUCGAUCUCAGUCAUACUCUGUCGGACAGCUUGAAUCAGCAAUGGCGAAUGCUAAUGUAGCUAGCGCCGAGCAGUCACGAUAUAGGCUGCCUGGCCAGAUGCCAUCGCUGCAGCGUCGAACAUCCCGCACAGCAGGCCUCGGCGUUGUCGAUGCAACAGGCCUCGAUCGCUUACAUGAAGAAGAUGGCGAAGAGUAUCACAACGUCGGUGCCAAUAGUCAACAAGCUAAAAGAAUUGAGAGGCUUGAAAGGGAGAAUGCACAGCUCCGUGCAGCUCAUGCCAGCAGUCGGACAUUCUCAACCAGUGCUAUUACCACAGCUCCUUCCAUGGGUUUGCGAUCCUCGUUCCGCACACAAGGCUCUUUGCCCGAAGAAUACGAUGAUGCCGUCGACGAUCAGGAGAGCAUAUCUGGUUCUGGACUUCUACCAAGACGCGAUAAUACUUCUCGCAGACUCAGUGAGCAAGCUCUGGCACCAUACGAGCGACAGUCCGCAGUCGACAACGCUGCCUUCGACGACAAUCGUAACGCGAAGUGGCAGACUCAUUUGGGUUUUGGCGCUAUUCCUGAAGGCCCACAAUCUCGCAGACAUUCUAUGGCAGGAGUUCCAGCUCGCCAAGCCUCAAUGGGCUCACAAGAACUCGACGAACAAGGCGACUACUACCAGCAAGUAGCGCAAGAUGUCAAGCAUGGAGACGAUCCAGCAUACUUCACGUCCGACGAGAACACUAGACGAGCAGCAGAUGAACACGUACGAUCAUUCGGCCCUACCAGUCCCUAUAGCUACCCAUACAUGCCUCCGAUGCAGCAACCUCUGCACAUUGUCAACUUCAAAUGCAGUCGCUCAGACGUGUACUAUGUCCAAGAGGGCAGCGGACUCGACAUCCAGGUCGGCGACCUCGUCAUCGUUGACGCAGACCGUGGCAUCGACCUCGGCACUGUGCAACACACCAAUAUUUCCUGGGAGGAAGCUCGUCGCUAUAAGGAACAUUACGCUGAGGAGCACUACAAGUGGCUGAUGAUGUUCUCUAAGCAAAGUCGCAAUGGUGGUCCCAACGUGGUCAAUCCUAAUGGGCUACCCACUAAGCAGGGCAGUGCCGUGGGAGGGAUGGGUCCUCCGAGUCAUCAUUCUUCUCACGAAGCACCACAUGCCGAGCUCAAGCCCCGGAUGAUCAAACGUCUGGCAGCCAACCACGAAAUUAUGACGCUCAAGGAGAAAGAAGGUAACGAAGCGAAAGCCAAGCGCGUCUGUCAACACAAAGUUGCCGAGCAUCGGCUUAAUAUGGAGAUCCUGGACGCUGAGUUUCAACUGGACUCGAAGAAGCUCACGUUCUUCUAUUUCGCUGAUUCGUACAUCAACUUCAACUCCCUCGUCACAGAUCUCUUCAAGGUCUACAAGACUCGUAUCUGGAUGUCGGCCAUCAACCCAGCCUCGUUCCAGACUCCGACGUCGUCUCUCGGUUUGACACCUGCGCCACCGGCUCAGCACUUCCAGGGAACCGAGGGAGGAGCACGACGCAGCCAUGGGUACGACACUAGACGCCAGCCAGGUCCGAUGGGAUACGAUGGCCAAUACGAAGGCGAUCAACCACUGCGUGGCACUUACAUGGCCCAGCCUUAUCAGCCGUUCCAACCCAGCAUUGGCGGUUCCUUGGGAAUGCCAUCAUUCGGCGGUAAUGCUCAGAUGGAUCCUUUCGGAGAGUCGUACUAUCAGCCUUCGUAUGGCAUGCUGAACCCGAACGCGCAGGCCUUUGCAGCUAGUCGCUCUGGUCUAGGGUCUCGACAGUCGAAUCAGUCGCCUCACAACGAUUGGACUGGGCGUUUCCAAGGUCUCUCCUUGGGAUCAUGA
Messenger RNA from Cyphellophora attinorum, 2331 nucleotides. RefSeq lists its product as uncharacterized. NCBI's taxonomy places the organism in Eukaryota, Fungi, Ascomycota, Eurotiomycetes, Chaetothyriales, Cyphellophoraceae. Gene Ontology annotation, cellular component: cytoplasm. Bases 1 to 2331 code for a protein of 776 amino acids. The record is from RefSeq and is a predicted model, not a curated record. The transcript has 4 exons.